Molecule: messenger RNA, 3190 nt
Organism: Gossypium arboreum
Lineage: Eukaryota; Viridiplantae; Streptophyta; Magnoliopsida; Malvales; Malvaceae
Exons: 18
Coding region: 240-3092 (950 amino acids)
Biological process (GO): GPI anchor biosynthetic process
Cellular component (GO): endoplasmic reticulum membrane
Molecular function (GO): mannose-ethanolamine phosphotransferase activity
Source: RefSeq, a predicted model, not a curated record
UGUGUCGCGGAAUCUAGUUAACCUAAACGUCUUUAAUGGACGUUUGCCCUUUUCGCUGCUAAUUGUCAUCAACGAAUAUAACUAAUUUGGCCAUUUUGCCCUUUCCUAGCCACUGCUACCACCCGCUACGGCCGUCACCUUUCUCUUCCACUUUACAGUGUCCCUCACAAUCACUGUUUUCCAUUCCGCUAAUUUACUUUUAAAUUCCGAAACCAACCGCGUCAAAAGGGAAAGUAACAAUGGGGGGAUGGUGGAGAUUCGGAAAAUGGACGGUCCUGAUUAUGUUCCUUCACAUCAUUUCCAUUUUGAUCUUCACCAAAGGCUUUCUCUUAACCCGAACUGAACUUCCCCAUUCCAGCCACUGCUCUGAUCUUUCUCAAUCUCCUUGCCAUUCGUCCCCUUCUUCUUCUUCUUGUUGGACCAAGCCUGCCGUUGACCGUCUCAUCAUCAUUGUUCUCGAUGCGCUGCGAUUUGAUUUCGUUGCUCCAAGCUCCUUUUUUGAGGAAAAACAACCUUGGAUGGAUAAGCUCGAAGUGUUACAGAGGAUGGCUUCAGAGAAUCCUUCUUCAGCUAAGAUUUUUAAAGCUAUUGCUGACCCACCUACUACCAGCUUGCAACGUCUGAAGGGAUUGACAACAGGGGCGCUCCCUACUUUUAUCGAUGUUGGGAAUAGCUUUGGUGCUCCUGCCAUUGUUGAAGACAAUUUCAUUAAUCAGUUGAUUCAAAAUGGGAAGAGAGUGGUGAUGAUGGGAGACGAUACAUGGACACAGUUGUUUCCUAAUCAUUUUAACAAAUCCUAUCCAUAUCCUUCUUUUAAUGUUAAGGAUCUCAACACGGUAGAUAAUGGAUGCAUUGAACACCUACUUCCAUCAUUAUAUCAACAAGACUGGGAUGUCCUUAUUGCGCACUUUCUUGGUGUGGAUCAUGCAGGCCAUAUCCAUGGUGUUGAUUCCACUCCAAUGAUCGAAAAACUGGAGCAGUACAAUGCAGUUUUAGAGAAAGUAAUUAAAGAGCUCCAGAACCAGUCUGGACCUGGCAAGUUACAUGAGAAUAGUUUACUUCUUGUAAUGGGUGAUCAUGGACAAACCUUAAACGGGGAUCAUGGAGGAGGAAGUCCUGAGGAGGUUGAAACAUCAAUAUUUGCUAUGAGUUUUAAAGAUUUGCCUUCCCUGCCAUCUGAAUUUGAUUCUUCAUCUUGUGAGCCUAGCAAAAAUAUAUGUAUCAGCUCCAUCCCACAGCUUGAUUUUGCAGUAACAGUAUCAUCGCUGCUUGGUGUCCCCUUUCCGUUUGGAAGCAUCGGGCGUGUUAAUCCUGAGUUAUAUGCUUUAGCUGUUUGUACAUGGAACUUGGAUGACGAUAAGACAUGGAACAACCAGGGUCAAACAAAGUUGGAAGAAUGGUUGCAAAAUUAUGCUAAUGUCCUCUGCAUCAAUUCAUGGCAGGUGAAAAGAUAUAUUGAUGUUUAUUCUGCUUCAUCAGUCAUUGGAUUUUCCUCUGAAGACCUAUUCCAUAUAUCAGAUUUAUACUCUAAAGCAGAUGAGAAUUGGUCAUAUACUAAGAAUUUAUCUUCGUACAAAAAUGGAAGUUCCAACACAUCAUUGCCAGUUCUCAAAAGGCAAAUAGUUGCCUAUUCUAAUUUUCUUUCUUAUGUUGCUGAGCUGGCUCGUUCCAAGUGGACUGAGUUUAAUUUAAAGAUGAUGGGCACCGGCAUUGGGAUUAUGUUAUUAUCUUUAUAUUGUCAUACGCUGGCCAUUAAGAAGCUGAAUAAGUCCUAUGGUGUCUCUCUUCUGUCAUCCAGAGAUUCUGGAAUUUCCUUUGGGUUAAUGCUUACUUUCUUUAUGGUACUGAUACGUGCAGGGAGUCUACUUUCAAAUAGUUAUAUUUUGAAAGAAGGGAAAGCUGCAAAUUUCCUCUUGGCCACUACUGGCAUCAUGACAUUACGUUAUUCUUUCAUGAAGAACAAGAUGCUCAUUGAAGCAGCUAUAUUUCUUCUUUUGACAUUCAUUUUUAGGAUUGCUAUUGAAGUUGGUCUUUACAAGCAAGCUGCCACUUCUCAAUUCAUGAGUUCAUCCUCUUCAUGGAUGCUUGGGAUUUCUAUAAGCCCAUCGUUGUGGACAUAUAUGGCUGAGAUUGUGCCGAUUCUUGCAUUGAUCAUUUUAGGUUACUUUUUAUACAAGUCCAUUUCUAGCUGCUGUUGGGGAAUUCCAAAAUAUGUUAUCAUGGGAACAAUUUUAAGCUAUUUUCUCAUAGCAUUGCAUUGGAUUUCUGAAAGCAACAUAUUGGAUCUGGCCCAUUUUCUUAAAGGAUUUGGAAAAAAUUCCAUCCCUCGGACAGUUUAUGCUAUCACACUUGUUCAGCUGUCACUGUUGGCAAUUGUUCCUAUUUUCAGCAAGGAGGAAACUUCAAAUUGCAGAGGAAGCUUGUUUGUUAAAAUGAUGUCUAUUUUAUCUGCAUGUAGUUCAACAAUUAUUAUUCUCCAAGGAAAACAAGGUGCAUUGGUUGCAUUAGGAUCCUUGUUAGCAGGUUAUUGCAUGAUGAGGCUUCAAGGCAUAGAAAAACAUACCGUCAGUGGAACUGCAGGAAUUUCAAUUUUGGGCCCUCUUCCUGUUUUGCAGUGGAGUCUGUUAGCUGUGUGUCUGCUUUUUGCAAGUGGUCACUGGUGUGCUUUUGAUGGCCUGCGAUAUGGUGCUGCAUUUGUCGGGUUUGACGAGUUCAUUCUCAUACCACAAGCAAUCCUCCUUACAAUCGAUACAUUUGGAUUUUCUCACAUCCUUUCUGUAUUUGGACUACCUCUUUUUGUUGCAUUUCCAUCUCCAUUCAAUCAGACCGAGCACAAAAGUCUCUUUCCUAUAAAGUUAUUUUGGAUAUUUAUGGUGUAUGGACUCAUUUCUGCUAUUACCGCCACUGCUACUAUACUAUGUGUCACCAUCCAACGGCGGCAUUUAAUGGUAUGGGGAUUAUUUGCACCCAAGUUUGUUUUUGAUGUGGUGGGGCUUAUCCUUACUGAUCUCCUCAUUUUGGUGGCAUCCAUUUACUACUUUGAUGGAGUAGAGGAUCGUAUUGGCAAUGCCAAAUUGAGGAGGCUCUGGUAGAUUCAUUUAGCAGAUAAAUAAUGAGUAUAUGACAUAGAAAAUAUUGUUCAGAAAUAUGCCAAAUCAAAAAUUUUGCAGGAUAUCAUUUGUAGUAGAAA